This is a messenger RNA of Plenodomus lingam JN3, 225 nucleotides long. The record is from RefSeq and is a predicted model, not a curated record. Lineage: Eukaryota; Fungi; Ascomycota; Dothideomycetes; Pleosporales; Leptosphaeriaceae.
AUGAUCCAUGUAACCCAUGUACCCAUGUGCCAUGUGACAUGUACCACGUACAAGAUUGAGCCUUUCAUGGCUAACAAACACAGAGUCGGACAAGCAGCUCGAUCGCCGGAAGCAAGACCUCUCCCAUGUCAUCCUCGAGGUCCUGCGCCGUCAUCCAGCGCUAUGCUACUUCCAGGGCUACCACGACAUUGUCCAGGUCUUCCUGCUGGUCCUCGGCCCCCAUGA